UUGUUUUGUUACCGAUCUUCGCGCGAUUUUCACUCGCCAGCAAAAUAAUAUUAUUGAUUGCCACUAGCAAUGUUGGCACCCAUUAAGCAUUUGCUGAGCAAUUAUCGCAUUGUCCUCGCCAGCGGCUCCCCUCGCCGCAAGGAGUUGGUGCAGAUGCUGGGUCUCAAUGCGGAACUGUGUCCCUCAACCUUCGAGGAGGAUCUGAAUGUGGCUGAUUUCAAGGAGUUCUCCGACUACAUCGAAGCAACCGCCUCGGGUAAGGCCGAGGAGGUUUUCCAGCGCUUGAGCAGCGCCGGCGACGUCGAAAAUCUGGUGGUAAUUGCUGCCGACACAAUGGUCACACUGGCCAACGAGAUCUACGGCAAACCCAGAGACGCAGCCGAUGCUCUCCGCAUGCUUACCAACCUCUCCGGCGUUAGCAAUCGUGUCUUUACCGGCGUCGUCCUCAAGCAUGCGAAAGGUGUGCGGCAAUUUACAGAAACAGCUGAUGUCUACUUCGGAGAGCUGACGGCGGCACAGAUACAAAGCUAUAUAGACAGCGGGGAUCCACUCGAUAAGGCCGGCGCUUAUGGUAUUCAGGGACCUGGUGGCGCCCUCAUAUCUCGCAUUGAUGGUGAUUUCUACUGUGUCAUGGGUCUUCCACUGCAUCGUCUGUGCUGCGAGCUGAACAAACUGUUUCUGGAGGACCUGAAGUAGCUGCCAUACGCUUGCAGUUAGUCGCUUAUCACAGUACAACAUUUGUAAUCUGUGCACGUCAGAGGCUACACUUUAAGUUCGGCUAGUCUAUGUCUGAUAAGACAUUUUGUUUGUUGUUUCUGUUUGCUCAUAGACUAAGUCAAGAGUACAAAUUAAAAAAAUAAUUAUAGAAAA
Molecule: messenger RNA, 870 nt
Organism: Drosophila grimshawi
Lineage: Eukaryota; Metazoa; Arthropoda; Insecta; Diptera; Drosophilidae
Product: dTTP/UTP pyrophosphatase
Exons: 4
Coding region: 70-696 (208 amino acids)
Molecular function (GO): nucleoside triphosphate diphosphatase activity
Source: RefSeq, a predicted model, not a curated record